AUGUUUCAUUUUAGAUCAAAGUUUCAUAGAACGUCAUCGUCAAGCACCACUGUUGACGGUCAAGCCGCAUCUUCCUUGUACUGCCCCCACUGCUUCAACCUCAUCCGGCCAGGCAAUCACUCAGCCAGACUCGCCCCGAAGCUCCGCCUCUCUAGACGCAUUGCCAACUCCAAGAGGAAGGCGACUGCGCAUGGACUGCCCAGUCUCACAAAACAGGCGGCUAGCCAAUUGAAACGAUGGGACCAGAGUCAGACCAAAUUGUCAAUCAAGUGCCAAGCUUGUAAUGCCACGGCUAAGAUUCCCGGCAGCAAGCGACACCGCAGUCAACCGAAGCAAGAGGGACGCAGGAAGCUAGCCGCGAAGAGGAGACUACAUCAGCAGGAGACGCAGCAAGCGGGAGGACAGGACGCCCGGACAUCUGUCACACCCAGGUGGGACUUCACUCCGAAGCAAGCCCAACAAAGCAGAAAGUUCGCAUCCCCGUUCACCACACCGACAGCACAAGGGCACCGCGCAUCCCCCGGUGUCACCCCUGCCGGCACGCUGUCAGCCUCCGCCAGGAAGGCGCGGAAUCUCAACAAGCAGAAGCACCAGCAACUGCAGCGGAUGCUGGCCGGGGCCAAGCAGGAGAAGGCCAACACACAGUCACCACUCAAAGAUUUCCUGGUGUCACUCUGAGAACAAUUUUACAUAUAACUGCACCAUCACCCCAACUAAAAUGUGUCCAUUACACUAAAUUGAGUCCAUCUUAAAGUCCAGCUUAUGAGUUCAUCACGAGACAUCUGCUGUCUAAGUUUAAAGCCAUUCUUUUCAUAUUUAUUUGUACAUGUGUACAUGGUGAAUAAAUAUGAACCGAAAUCCAAAUGUUGCGACCAUUGUUUUAGUGAAGUUCUGCAUGUAGCCAUUUUAAAAGCUAGGAUAUGAAAGCCCAAUUCAUAAGCUUUCUGUUUGUACAAGAAUCAUUCAAAUCACUCAUGUACUUUUCAAGUUAC
Patiria miniata (bat star) is the source of this 992-nucleotide messenger RNA. RefSeq names its product UPF0711 protein C18orf21 homolog. NCBI's taxonomy places the organism in Eukaryota, Metazoa, Echinodermata, Asteroidea, Valvatida, Asterinidae. Bases 1 to 678 code for a protein of 225 amino acids. The record is from RefSeq and is a predicted model, not a curated record. The transcript has 4 exons.